GGAUAAUGUAUUGGUAGGUAUUAAUUAAUUUUAAUAAAUUAAUUAGUCAAAUUUGUUUUAUCAUAUAGUCUAAAAGCUUAAACAUAGGUCAAGUUAUGCAAAAUGUCACUCGAGGUUGAUUCUGAUAAUUAUGAUCUUGAAAAUCUUAAUCAUUUAACUAAAGAGGAACUCAUUAGUAUAAUUUUAGAUCUCAAAAAGCAGAACUGUAAGAAGACAGAUAGAAAAAUAACAAAACCCAAAAGAACUAUUGAUUUCACUAAGUAUCAUAAAAGACAUGUAGUCUUUAAGUUAUUAUAUUUAGGAUGGGAUUAUCAUGGAUUUGCUGCUCAAGAUGUUUCUGAAAAGACUAUUGAAUAUGAAUUAUUUCGUGCACUCACCACAUGUUGUUUAAUAGAAAGUAGACAAACCUCAAAUUACCAUCGUUGUGGAAGAACUGAUAAAGGUGUUAGUUCUUUUAGUCAGGUGAUUUCUUUGACUGUAAGAAGUAAUGGCGACGACAGCGAAGAAUUACCCUAUUGUAAAAUGCUCAAUAGAUUAUUACCAAAAGAUAUUAGGGUAGUGGCUUGGGGUCCAGUGCAAGACAAUUUCAGUGCCCGGUUUGAUUGUGGGUCUAGAACAUAUAAGUACUGGUUUCCACGAGGUGAUCUUGAUGUAGAUUUGAUGAAUCAAGCUAUACAACAAGUAGUCGGAACACAUGAUUUUCGCAACUUGUGUAAAAUGGAUGUUGCAAAUGGUGUUGUACAAUUUUACAGAAGGAUCACAAGUGCUGAUAUUAAAAUAUGCUCUGAAAAUAAUCAAUUUUCAACAAAUAGAGAUUAUGACAUGUGUGAACUUACCAUUGUUGGUAAGGCAUUUCUUUGGCAUCAAAUUCGGUGUAUAGUAUCAGUACUCAUGUUAGUCGGAUGUCGUAAAGAAAACCCAGAUAUAUUUAAAGACUUAUUG
Messenger RNA from Diuraphis noxia (Russian wheat aphid), 942 nucleotides. RefSeq names its product tRNA pseudouridine(38/39) synthase. Gene Ontology annotation, molecular function: pseudouridine synthase activity; RNA binding. Gene Ontology annotation, cellular component: nucleus; cytoplasm. Lineage: Eukaryota; Metazoa; Arthropoda; Insecta; Hemiptera; Aphididae. Gene Ontology annotation, biological process: mRNA pseudouridine synthesis; tRNA pseudouridine synthesis. The record is from RefSeq and is a predicted model, not a curated record.